UUUUGGCAAGCUUUGCCCCCAGGCUCAGCUCCGUGGGAGUCUGAGGCUUUGGAGAAGUGGAGAAGGUUCUGGUUUAUCUUUCCUGAGAAGCUGGAGGGGCCAGGAUCAGAGGGUGGCUUGUGGCCGACUGGGUGCCAGGCUGGGUUAGUUAGCUUUGUGUACUUGCUGGGUCAUCUAGUUCAUGUGUAAUCUGGCCUGCACUCUCAGCCUGCCAGAGAGUUUCUUUGCUCCAAUCCAGGCUUGAAUCUGAAGUAUGAGAAGAAAAAGAUAUCUGUAAUAAGCAGGAAAAGAGCCAAGAGCCUGGAGCUGCAUUAAACUUAGCUAGAGGUUUUGAGAGAGGAAAGGAGGGGGCAAGGUGGGGGAAGAUGUUCCUUCCCUUUCCGUCCCAGUUGGUAUUGCUGGUUACAGGGGCUGAAGAGAGGCAGGGAGGUGUCAGAGCAGUAGGCAAAUGCUCCUUAAAAGACAAAUAGUGUCAUGAGUCAAUCAGUGUGGAUAGUAAGUAACUUUCUGCUCGAUGUUUAUUACCAGUUGGUCUCCCGCAGACAAACUGGGGAGCAUCUUGUUUUCACUGGGGCUUCUUCCAUCUGCGGUGCAGCUCUGCACCUUGCAGCAACGUACAGCAAUAACUCUGAAAGGGAAAGAUCUUGCUGAGUCUUUCUGGUGUAGAAGUUCAAGUAUAUGAGCAGGUUGUCUUGUACUCAGAACCAGGGUUUCUAAAGCACUGCCUUUGGAAGUAUGGCCAGAACUCUGCGUUUACAGACAGCGUGAGACUGAGGGGAGAGAGGGAGGGAGGGAGGUGGCUUGUCCAACGGCAGAGUCAGGAGAAGAACCCAUCUCUCCUUUGAUUAGGUUCCCACUACUCCAUGCUGCUCCCGGGGUUUCAGAAGGCUUGGUCCAUCCACGAAUGGAUUACGGAUCAUUAAUACAGCCCACCAAAGAGCAACAACGAAAAUAUCCCCACCCAGGGAAGCAGUUCUUACUCUGUUAUGGACACGCUUUCUUAUGUGUGUACUGACAAAAAUUUCUCCCUUGUUUUCUUCCUGAACUUCUACUCGCUACGUGGCCGUGCCUGGACUGCUGAGCUGCUGACUAGGGUCAAGACCAUGCCUCUCUGUACCGGCCUGACCUUGUGUUACCAGGCACUUCUGUGAGCUGCAGCUCCAAAUUGACAAGAUCUCAGGCUAUGCAUCCCUGAUUGUUUGCUUACAAAAUCCCAGCUCCCUGCAAAUGAUAUCCAGGUCCCACUCACUGCUGCUAACAGCACAAAGACAAAGCAAAGUCAGUUUUGUACCCUGCCUUCCUUUCCUAUUCCCCAUUACACCAUAUGGAUUCCCUCAAAGUGUAAUGUGUUCCAUUGCUUUUAGACACUGUGCAGAAAGCAAAGCCAGGAAUGUUUUUCUGUCCAAAUAUAGUCAGGAUGACGGUUCUUGCCUGUAGUCCAAACCAAAUAUCUGCACUUGAGAACCUGAGACCUCUAAAAUUCAUCAGAACUCCGAAGUCCCAGCAGCAGUUCUCUGCACUCGUAUAAAAGCAAUCCUUCUGGGGGCUUAAGCUGCCUGAAUAAAGCAUGGAGAAUAUAUUCAAUCCGUUGGAAAAGUCAGAGCUAAAACUACAGAGUUCUGACUGACUUCUUGCCCUUGGCCCAGGGCAGUGCUGGUUCCCAGAAGGGCGUCUGGGGAGUUGUCUGAAGCAUCUGAAAGAGGCUUAAAUUCUGACAAGUGCCGUAGAUUUGAGGCCACUAAUGGCUGCAUCUGAGAGUCCUUUAAGCACAAGUAUCUCUUGGGAAAGCCGUGAGGUUCUUAACCCGGGGGUGGAAUGUCAACAGAUGGUGCACUCGGGGCCUAAUAAUCCUUAAAAUAUCUAUAGGAGAGAGCUAUGCUUGAAAUUUAACAACCUCAACGGUACUGAACUGGGUAUAAACCUGAAAUUUUGCUUUUUACCAGCCAGAGCUUGUACAGCAAAGAAUCCAGAUGCAGAGUGACUUUAUCAGAAGCAUCGUUAGCGUGAGCAGCAUUAAGUUCGUGCAGCUCCCUCAGCUCCGCAAGCUGCAUCUAGCUUUUUGAAACUCUAGUGGUUCUGCACAACUUUGGCAGUAACUGCAGGGCUACUCACAAAUGCUCCAAAUGCAACUGUGAGCAAACGGAUUACCAAUGCAUUCUGUGAAGAGAAUGUCUUAGGGUCUGUCACAUCUCCCUCUAAAAAGUAUUAAAGAACAUGGAUCAAGUAGAAGAACUUUCUGCAAACAGAAGAAAGAGCUUGCUUUCAGUUGACAAGAAAAAGAGCAAUGGCUGUAGAACCAUUGUGGGAUUUUUAUGCAUAUUCCCUGUGGUGGCUUUGCUGGCUAUUGUGGGAGAUCCAGCUGGAGCUGCAGUUCAGAAAAGUCAGGAAGAUGCCACAUCACCUGGUCUUCACGGAGCGAGUGCCUCUGCUUCGCACAGUCCAGCUUUCCCACCUCAGCCUCCAGCACGCAGAAAACGAUACACGAUCACACCAGGGCACUUGAAAUGGGACCACUUCAACUUGACAUACAAAAUCUUGUCCUUCCCAAGAAACCUCAUAAACGCCAGGGACACGCGCAGGGGCCUCGCGGCUGCGUUCCGAAUGUGGAGUGAGGUCUCGCCGUUCAGCUUCAGAGAGGUGCCACGCCACGUAGCGAGCGACUUGAAAAUAGGCUUCUACUCUAUCAAUCACACAGACUGUCUGGAGUCUCUCAUUCACCACUGUUUUGAUGGAACAACAGGGGAACUUGCCCACGCCUUCUUCCCACCCAACGGGGAAAUCCAUUUUGAUGACCAUGAAUAUUGGAUAUUGGGGAACACCCGGUUCAGCUGGAAAAAAGGCGUCUGGCUCACAGACCUGGUGCAUGUGGCAGCUCACGAGAUAGGACAUGCCUUGGGCCUCAUGCACUCCCUGAACCCCAACGCCCUCAUGCACAUCAACGCCACUUUGACUGGGAAGAAAACCAUCUCCCAGGAUGAAGUCUGGGGAAUUCACAGGCUCUACGGAUGUAAAGACAGAUUAUUUAUGUGCCCAUCGUGGGCACAAAAAGGUUUCUGUGAGAAACGCAGGAAGUUGAUGAAAAAGCACUGCCCCUCGACCUGCGACUUCUGCUACGAAUUCCCGUUUCCAACGGUCCCCCCUACUCUGCCCCCGCCAAGGACAAAAACCAAGACUGUUUCUGAAGGCAGGAAUGUCACCUUCCGCUGUGGACAGAAGAUAAUUCAUAAAAAAGGCAAAGUUUACUGGUAUAAAGAUAAGGAACUUCUGGAAUACUCCUAUCCAGGUUACUUAUCCUUAAAUGAAGAUCACAUGAGCAUCAUUGCAAAUGCAAUUAAUGAAGGAACUUACACUUGUAUAGUAAAGAAAAAAGAAAGAAUCUUGACUACUUACUCCUGGAGAAUCAGACUGAAGCACUAGCAAGGGCCCUGGACUGAGCACUUCAAUUACUGCUCGUUUUGUUUCAAGUUCAAACUGUUUCUUUGGCAUUUUAUAUUUAAUCUCCAGUAGUGCAACUGAACUUCUCCAUCACCUGCUUCCAUACCUUGGGCAACAGAGACUCUGAGACUUGAGUACUGGAAUGUAAAACUUUCCCAAAUUAGUUUUAAUUAAUGAUAAAGACUUUAUCAAGUAUGUGCUGUACAGAGAAUUAAAAAAAAAAAGUUUUUGAAAAAAAGCAUCAGAUUUUGCAGUUAAAUGACAUGGAGGGCAGCAGACUGCUGGAGGACAAGACCAUAACUCUUCAUCAGACCCAGGGGUGAACUGAUUGACGGCUCCGCUGUGUCAGGAGGGAGGCACAGGUAUUGUGGAAGGAAAAUGACCCGUUAUGCUCUCUUUUGCUAUCAUUUUUUUUUUUUAGAUCUUGGUGCAUAGCACUAGAAGAACUUAUAAAAAGUGUAAGACCUGAUGUGACCUGUCAGAAGGAGGAUGUAGGGUCCCAACACCACAAAUUAAUGCAUUCCACAUUUCAACAUUCAGUUCAAACAUCCACAGAUCAUCUUUUACCCCCCAGAACUACUUUUCUGUUGUUUAUAUUUGACUUGUGCAGUCUUACCCCAACAGCCCAGGUACCACCCCCCGCAGCUCCCCAGACCCUGUGUCCUGUCAGU
Athene cunicularia (burrowing owl) is the source of this 4106-nucleotide messenger RNA. RefSeq names its product matrix metallopeptidase 23B (gene MMP23B). Gene Ontology annotation, biological process: collagen catabolic process; extracellular matrix organization; proteolysis. Bases 2215 to 3417 code for a protein of 400 amino acids. The transcript is spliced from 10 exons. NCBI's taxonomy places the organism in Eukaryota, Metazoa, Chordata, Aves, Strigiformes, Strigidae. Gene Ontology annotation, molecular function: metalloendopeptidase activity; zinc ion binding. Gene Ontology annotation, cellular component: extracellular matrix. The record is from RefSeq and is a predicted model, not a curated record.